AUGGCCCGAUUAGUACUGUUACGGGGCGGGCUUGGACCAGAUAAUUUUUUUCCACAAAACAGCGGGCGUAGCGGGCAUGGUUUGUCCGUUGCGGGCUACAUCGUUGAAUUAGGUAGCGUUUACAAAGUCUCGACUUCACCGAGACAAAGACUCAGCGUAUUCCUAGUUUCACAACUCAAAUUCUCAUAUCAUCCAUCAACUAUCACAACUUCAGGUCUUGAGAUCCAGAAAUCUGCAAUGGAGUCACGUGAUUCUUGCAAUCUUAGAUCGUUAGAUGUGGAGUCACAGAGAAUUGUUGAUUCUGCAAAUGCUGAAAACGAACGAGAAAUUGAGAUCAAUGAGGAUGAUGAUGUUAACAAAGAAAAGUCACCAUUACAGAGGAAGAGAAAACAGUCUAAUCGAGCUAAAACAUCAAAGCCUAGUAAAAGGUCAUCCAAUGAAAUUGAAAUCGAUGAUGAUGAUGAUGAUGGUGACAAAGGAAAAUCACCACAACAGAGGAAGAGAAGGCAGACUGAUGGAGCUGAAACAUCUAAGCCUAGUAAAAGGUCAACCAUUGAGAUCGACGAUGAUGAUGAUGAUGGUGAUGAUGGUGACAAAGGAAAUUCACUACCAAAGAAAAAAAGAAGAUAA
Messenger RNA from Camelina sativa (false flax), 630 nucleotides. The record is from RefSeq and is a predicted model, not a curated record. NCBI's taxonomy places the organism in Eukaryota, Viridiplantae, Streptophyta, Magnoliopsida, Brassicales, Brassicaceae.